Paramisgurnus dabryanus is the source of this 3250-nucleotide messenger RNA. RefSeq names its product poly (ADP-ribose) polymerase family, member 12a (gene parp12a). Gene Ontology annotation, cellular component: nucleus. The record is from RefSeq and is a predicted model, not a curated record. Gene Ontology annotation, molecular function: metal ion binding; NAD+ poly-ADP-ribosyltransferase activity. NCBI's taxonomy places the organism in Eukaryota, Metazoa, Chordata, Actinopteri, Cypriniformes, Cobitidae.
UUCGCUUUCGUUUCCUUUUAAAUGCCCAACCAGCCCUGCCUGCAAACCAGCGUAAACACGAAAGCAAUCUUUAAAACAAAUCAUUGUGUCUGAAAAUGUCGUCUGCUGUGUCGAGACACAUAUUCAACUUUCUGUGUAAAAAUGAAGGCUGUUCCGAUUAUGGUGCAGUGGACAGAAAUUUGCGGCAGAGCUUUACGGUUGCGGAUCAAGUGCUGUCUAUGGUGCUCGACGAUCAGGAGAAGUUUGUUAUUAAAGAGGAUGAUGGUGAAGACUCCGACACCAACCAGUCGAUACUAAGUGCUAAAACCCUGAUCAUUGCCAAAACAUCACUGCGAUUAUGCAAAAAUGACAAAUGUCUCGGAUGUGAACAUCUGCACCUGUGCAGAUACUUUGUGUGUGGAAACUGCAGAUUUGGGGCAAAAUGCAAAAAUUCCCAUGGCCUGGACUCCACACAUAAUUCUCUUCUCCUUAAAAAACACGAUCUUCAAGGCCUUACAGCUGGAGAGCUAUUUCGACUUCUGCUUCAAAAUGACCCCUCAUUACUUCCAGAGGUCUGCUUCCAUUACAACAAAGGGAACGGAGAACACGGCAGCUGCAAGCAUAAGACAACUUGCACAUGUCUGCACCUCUGCCAGCACUUUCUGCAGAAUGACUGCAAGUUUGGAGAGUCUUGCAAAAGAGCUCACACCUUUAAUGCAAAUGCUGAGAAAAUCCUGAACGUCCGAGGAAUCGGUCCAGAAAACAGACGCAACCUGCACAAGAUAUACAGGAACAGGUUACUGAUCACCUCUUUGCAAGGGAAACCUUUCAGGAAGAGAGAACCAGCAGCUCCACCAGCAGUGAGGGAACGCACAAGAAACAAAUCUGGCAGCUCUGUCAGUGAAGCUGAUCAAAACGAAAUCUGUCUCUAUUUCUUACGCUCUGGAUGUAGUUUCAAAGACAAAUGCAUUCGCGUUCACCACCACCUACCCUAUAAAUGGCAGAUUUUACAAGCAGAUGGUGUCACAUGGAGCGACUUGGCAAAUCAAGAGGAGAUCGAGAAGGCGUUCUGUAACCCAGCUAAUGAUAUGAGCAUUACUCAGAGCAGCUCUGGGAGUCAGGUGGUCAGUUUUGUCUCAAUGACAUGUGAAGGGUCUUCAGUACGUCGACUGUCCACAGCGUCGUCUGUUACCAAACCCCCUCACUUUAAGCUGACCACCCAGUGGCUCUGGUACUGGAAGAAUGAUGUGGGGGACUGGACCGAAUAUGGAAAAGGGGAAGGUGACUCCAUUUCAAAUAAUGGAACAAGCAGCAAUGACAGGCCCUGGCUCACCGACUUCUUCGCCUCAUUGUGGCUCCAAAAAAACGAUGCACAAUUGACACCUGCAGUUAAGUCGGAUAAAGCAAGGCUUGUCGCUAAAGUCACUUCUGAAAUCCUUGAAAAUGCUUACCUAUCCGACAAUGCCGGAGAAUAUUCAUUCACCUCCGACACCCAUCAGUACAUCCUCACAUUUAAAGGCAUGUAUCAGAGAAAUCUGAUAUACAAGACUAUAAGAGAGGUUCGCAGGAGACCAGGUUUUGUUGCUGCUCAAGAUGUAACGAGCAAAAAGGGAAGCGAGUCUUCAGAUAGCACCACGUCCUCUGUGGAAGUUCCUUCUUACUGGGACAAAGGAUCUCUGCCUAGUUUGACUUACAUGCGUGUUCCUCUGCAGAGCUCUUCUAAGGAAUAUCAAAGAGUUACCUUACUGUUUGCUAGAACAAUGCCCAGAAACACCAUUCACAACAUUGAGAGAGUGCAAAACAUUUCUCUCUGGAGGGUCUUUCAGUGGCAAAAAGAACAGAUGAAGGGGAGGAAUGGAGGAAAGGAUGUCGACGAGCGUUACCUUUUUCACGGUACGGAUGAGUCUCUGAUAGAGCCAAUCUGUGACCAGAACUUUGACUGGAGAGUUUGUGGCAGUCACGGGACACUUUAUGGCAAAGGCAGCUAUUUUGCCAGAGAUGCUUCAUACUCUGACCGUUAUGCACAACCCAAAACCAGCAGAAGAAAGAAGAUGUUCAUGGCAUUGGUGCUGGUUGGAGAGUUCACAAAGGGUAAAAGUAGUUUCGUUCGUCCUCCACAGAAGAACAACAACAAUCAAGGUUUUUAUGACAGCUGUGUUGACAGUGAAACCAACCCGGCCAUUUUUGUCGUGUUUGAGAAAUUCCAGGUCUAUCCAGAGUACAUCAUUGAAUACUCAUAAUCUCCGCAAGCAAAAGUUGGCAGAAUCGGCUCCAUUUAAGAUAUUUUUCAUGUUUAGAUGUGUUUUAAUUUAGCACAGAUCAAGCCUGUGUCUUCUCAAUUAUGUAUUGUGAAUGAAAAGUACUGAUACAUUCAAUCUUUCUGCUUGUAAAGCUGUACUUCCUGUAUUCAUUUUAAUGAAUACCUGAUUAACUGUUAAGCCAAUGAUUCACCAGUGAUUACACAACAAUUCCAAAAUAUGUCAAAAUACCAAAAUGUUUCUGAUUUAGAUGUUUAUAUACACUCCGAAAAAGGCACAAAGGCUGUCACCAGACUAUCUGCUGUACCAAUACGUACAUUUUGAGGUACUAAUAUCCACCCUUUAUAUACAAAUGUAUACUUUUUAAAAGGUAGCUCACUGUCAUUUUUUCAGAGUGUAUAGUAACUUACAUGUUUUACAUGUUAUAAUGUUACAAAGGUGAAUGGGAUACAGUUGCUUAUAUGGUUUCUAAUGAUUCACAGUACAAUACGCAAGUCAAGUACAUAAAGAUUAUUAGUGUGAAAUGCUCACUAAGAACUUAUUUUAUGAAAAGUUAAGAGUGCAUGGGAAGAAUUGGACUAUAUUCAUCACUUAGUCAGUAAUCCUGUGCUUAGGAUCAUAAAUGUUUCCUGGUUCUUCCCUUCAUACGCUUGGACCUCUGUGAACUUCUCUGUCUGUACUGGUGCAAGUAUGCAUAAAAUAGUAUGCAAACAAACCCUUAGUGUUUCUGUGUAACCUCUAGUGGUGAGCUUGAGAAGUGUAGUUAAUUUUAGAGCAGAGGUUUGAUGCCAGUUUGAUGCUUUUUACAGGCAAAAAGCAGACACUUAAGAUCUAGCAGACAUGACAUAACUGACCAAACACGGUUUGUAUGCAUAGUUGAUGUGCUUAUGUUUAACUAAAUAAAAAAAAAAACUUAAAAUAUAUUAACAAUGUGAGGGUGUAAGAUGCUUAACAAUAAAUCAAUUUCAUUUAUUCACACACAUGCACUAAUAAACUAUUUGUUUAUUUCGUCA